AAUUAUGAUGAUGAUGAGUGUACAUGUAUAGCAAAAGAGAGUAGUGUGUGACACGGACUAAAACCAACUUUUGAUGGCUGAACUCAACUGCUUAUCGCUUCCAGUUUUAAACACCAUCCACCACCACCACCACCACUGCAUCCCAUGAUGACUAUCGUUUGCACCAUAUCCACCUCUAAUUUGUGCCUUUUUUCAGUUACAAAAACCUUUUUGGUGGCAACUUUUUAUUUUUUUAUUUUAAUUUCUCAUGUGUGUGUCUCUCAUGUUUUGUUAUCUACCUUUAUUUUUCUCUCUCUAUGGAAAAUAUAAUUCCAAGCUCAAAUUUAACUUCAAAGGUUAGAAACGCAAGAGGAAGUUUAGGGGACUAAUUCAUGGUUACUGUUUCAUAUACUCUGCUUUGACUAUACUUAUAACAUUCACUAUAAAUAAUAACGUCUACUCUCCUCUCCUUUCCUUAAUUCUUCUCUAUCUCUCUCUCUUUUAAACUCUCUCUUCCACUCCUCUCUCUCUGUAUCUCUCAAAGAGUGUGGGUGAGAAUUCAUCAUCAUCAUCAUGGAGGUUGCUAAUAAUAAUCAAGAAGAUCAAACACUCAUGGGGUCUAAUGAAUAUCUUCAUGUUGUCAAGGGGAAGCGAACGAAACGGCAGCGUCCUCUUUCGCCUCUUACUCUUCCGGCCAUGACUACUAGUACUUCAUCUAGCGGCGGUGGUGGUGGUGAAGAUGAGAAGCCUGAUAAUAAUAACUUUCCGUCGCCGACCACAUCAGUUGAAUUUUCGGUUAUCUCGUCAGAAGAAGAAGAAGACAUGGCUCAUUGUUUAAUUCUUCUUGCACAAGGAGGUCAUAAGAGGUCAAAGCAAAUUGAUGAUGAGAAUGGUAAGAUGGCAAGAAUUAACAGUCGGAGGUUCUACAAUGAUGCGGCGGCAGCAACAACUAGCAAAGCGGCCGGUGCUGGUGCUGGAUUAUAUUUGUAUGAAUGUAAAACUUGCAACAAAUGUUUUUCUUCGUUUCAAGCUCUUGGAGGUCACCGGGCUAGUCAUAAAAGACCUAAUAACAAAGGUAUGUGCAACGAAGAGACAACGAAGACGGCGAUCACAAAAACGUCGUCUCUUUUGAUGUUAACGGAACAAGAAAGUCCUCAGCACCAUCGAUUCAAUGACAACAGCAACAACAACAAUAAUAUUAUUGCUAGUAGCACUACAUGUGCACGCCCAUCACUUGUGCUCCAAAUGGGAAAUUCAUCAUCACUAUCAGCUUUCAACAACAACAAAUCUAGAGUUCAUGAGUGUUCUAUAUGCGGCUCUGAAUUUUCAUCAGGCCAAGCUUUAGGAGGUCACAUGAGAAGGCAUAGAACAACCAACGCCACCACGGCAACCACGACGACAACCACAAGCACAAAUAUCGAUUUCUCGCACCACCAAGAUGAUCAGUUGAAUUUUAGUAAUAAGAAAGCAUCCGCUAGAAAUGUUCUGUCAUUAGAUCUAAACCUACCGGCACCAGAAGAAGAUUAUUCAUCCAAAUUUAGUCUGUUCAGUUCAUCAAAACAACAGCUGCAACAACAACCGUUGGUUUUCUCAGCUUCUGCUCUAGUAGAUUGUCAUUACUAGCUAAGAGACUAGACUGAAAGAGAAAGAGAGAAAAGAAAAAAAAUGAAGAAUUAAGGAUGAAAUUAAUGAAGAGUCAAAAUUAAGCAGUGACUUUUCCUUAAUCUCUAAUUUUUCAUAAUUCACUUUCAUACAUUAAAUCACCCAUUUAUUCAAACACCAUAAAAUUGUGUAUUACAUUGUUUUUUCUUUUAACAUAUUGGUCUUUACAUUAUACUCUCAUUUUAUGACUAAACAUAAAUAAAUUUACUUC
This is a messenger RNA of Papaver somniferum (opium poppy), 1852 nucleotides long. Its product is annotated as zinc finger protein ZAT5-like. The record is from RefSeq and is a predicted model, not a curated record. The transcript has a single exon. The coding region runs from base 553 to 1602 and encodes 349 amino acids. NCBI's taxonomy places the organism in Eukaryota, Viridiplantae, Streptophyta, Magnoliopsida, Ranunculales, Papaveraceae.